AUGUUCUGCACCAGUGGGGCUGCCUGGAAGAAGAGUAUCAGCAUGCUCAGGCUGUACCUCACUCUGGUUCUUGGAAAUGUGAAUGUCACUCUGCUCAGCAAACAGUUAAAAAAACUCAUUACCAGAUUUGCCUACAAAGACGAAUAUGAGAAGUUCAAGCUGUACCUCACUGUCAUCCUGCUGCUGUUUUCCUUUACAUGCUAUUUCUUUGUGAACUACAGAUUUCUUGACGCUAUCCUCAACUUCCUGUUGGUCUGGUAUUACUGCACAUUAACAAUCAGGGAAAGUAUCCUCAUCAACAAUGGCUCCAGAAUUAAAGGCUGGUGGGUUUUCCAUCAUUACAUCUCAGCUUUUUUGUCUGGUGUAAUGCUGACAUGGCCAGAUGGCAACUUGUAUAAGAUUUUCAGGAACCAGUUCCUGGCUUACUCCCUCUAUCAAAGUUUUGUUCAAUGUCUGCAGUGUUAUUAUCAGAGUGGAUGUCUCUACAGACUCAGAGCGUUGGGUGAAAGACACAACAUGGAUCUGACCGUGGAGGGAUUUCAGUCCUGGAUGUGGAAAGGACUGACAUUUCUUUUGCCCUUCCUGUUUUUCGGUCAUUUCUGCCAGCUCUUCAAUAGCAUCUCUCUCUUCAGAAUGGCUCAGCUCCCAGACUGCAAAGAAUGGCAGGUCUUGGUGUGCAGCCUUUGCUUCUUUAUUCUGUUCACGGGAAACUUCUUCACGACUCUUGCUGUGGUCCAUCAGAAGGUCAAACGGAGGAAUCAGAAAACAAAGAUCCUGUGAUUCAAACAGUACAAGUAGUUUAUCUUGAGUAAGAUGCUGUGGCACACAAGUUGAAUCGUCGAAAAUCAUUCAUUUUCACUCAAUUCGUCCAAAGGGUGUUGUUUAUUAACAAACAGAGGUGUAUAGCGGCAAUCAGAACAUCGUAAUGGUCCUCCAUUAGAAGGCAGAAAUUAGAAUAAACCUGUUUAUCCACCACUUGCACAACAGAACAAGUCAUGGCUUCCUGCGAGUAUCAACAUUGUGUUUAAUUUAACAGGUCCAGACAAGCUGAUCAUUAUUUCUGUAUUUAUAGUUUUUUUUUGGUGGAAUUUUUGUUUAGCGUUUUACUAUGAGAUCUCUGCAAUAUAAAAUUGGUGAUUUGGUUCAAUAAAGGUUGGGAAACACUGGA
Molecule: messenger RNA, 1168 nt
Organism: Hippocampus comes (tiger tail seahorse)
Lineage: Eukaryota; Metazoa; Chordata; Actinopteri; Syngnathiformes; Syngnathidae
Product: transmembrane protein 120A-like
Exons: 10
Coding region: 1-780 (259 amino acids)
Biological process (GO): fat cell differentiation
Cellular component (GO): membrane
Source: RefSeq, a predicted model, not a curated record